AUGCAGCACAACAAAGGCCCCGAAUUCGCCGAGCUGGCAAGGACACUGUCGCGCUCGCGCAGCACUAGCAUGUCCAGCGACUCCCAGCUAUCACGCAUCCACCUUCUCUCUCCACCACCAGUGAACCCUCCACCCUCUUUCAUCGCAUCAUCUGCAGCCUCUCAAAUCAUCACCGCCGACCAGGAGUUUAACACUGCGGACUUUGUGACUAGCGAAGAAGACAAUGGUGCGAAUGCGAGCGCUCUUGUCACCCCAGAGGCUCUUUCGGCUUUGAACGGGUUUCUCGACCACCUUCUCUACAACAUUCUGGCAACCGCCAAGUCGACUCAGUUGGCAUGCAUUCGACCGGCGAUAGCCGACGUCCUCAAACCUCGACUCGCGAAAGAAGUAGUCUCUGCUGCGGAUGAUGAACUGCAUGAGUACAUGGGCGGCGAAGAAGACGAACAAUCUGAAUUUCGCGGCGGGCAGACUUCGGGCAAUGACUUUGACCUGGUCCGUUCCUGGAAGUUGACUCGGCUUCGAUGCAUGGUGUACACGAGGUUGGGCGACAUGGAGGAAGACGAUGAAGAUGAGUACAUCGCGCAAGACCGGCUUAUCGAGUCUGACGAUGGGAUUCCGCCGAGAUUCGACAGCCACGUGGGCAACAUCACUCCGGCCGCGGCGAUCUUUCUAACGUCUAUCAUCGAGCACAUUGGAGAACAGGCCCUCAUCAUUGCAGGGGAAACUGCGCGGUCCCGGUUAUCUUUGAAACUUAGCGACAAUCAUGACGAAGUGACCGAAUCUGGCGCAGAGCGAGGCAGUAUGGAUAGGCUGGUCGUGGAGGAACUCGACAUGGAAAAACUAGCUUUGAAUCCGACCCUAGGAAGACUGUGGCGAACCUGGCGAAGACGUGUUCGAACACGUAGCUUAUCUCGGACGGUUUCAAGGGAGUCCUUCCAGCGUCGCAGAUUGACUGCACCCUCUGCAGGCAGCAGAAAAAGCAGCAUCGUUACUGUCGAUGAAUACCCACCCAGUCUGCCCGUGUCACCGGAUGUUGAGCACAGCAAGGAGCUCGAUCCAGCAUCUGUCGCUCUGCCAAUGAGCGAGCACGAUGUCGAGGAGAUUGAGUUCCCGGGGUAUGUGGCUGACUUGCAUGGCAGCGAAGUGCAUGAGAUACAUGAGGUUCGGACCAUGCAAGCUGUCGUAGCUCACAAAGUGCGACCACAUAGCCUUAUGGUACUCACCCUAGCACCUCCGAAGUCUCCUUCCACAGGGAACUCCCCGGUUACUCCUCUCAGCGCACAGAGUGCCAGAGUUGUUCGUCACGUUCGAUCGCGGUCACUACCCAACACCGAAGAACAGAAGCGCCUAGAGACGAUGUAUGAGCACGAUGAGGAUGACGAACCAGCGGCACCAAACGGAUCAGUCUCACAGAAGAUUACGGUGACCUUACAAGUCAAGCAGAUUGAAACAGACUAUUCAUCCGGUGAACAGAACUGCUCUGCUGUUGUGCAGGAUGCGGCCUCGGCAUCCUCACCGUCGGCGGCAUCAGUUGACGCCGUCACAAGUCAAACCAGUAGCACGGACACAUCCACGGCAUCAUUGAGCGAUGAGCAAGAGUUAGUUUCCGAGGUUAUCGAAGGACAUGGGUUAUGCGAAAAGCCAAAGCUGGCCGCAUUGCAGCGACCUAAACGAGUUACCAAUAAGGAUGCUUCUGAGGAUACCCCUGCAUCGCCAGCGGAAGAAAAAGCGCCGCGGGCUGUUACUGUCACCGCUGAUGAGGACUUAUCAGCCGCUCCUCCCAGGGCGUCUGAUUCUACCGCGGACGGCAAACCCUCAAGAUUGGCACCGGUGACAGCCCAAUCCUCUAGAAAAGAGGUCACCGAAUCGGUUUCCACAGCCGGAGAGGCAAUUCUUCCUGAACGUGCGCGGACUCGGCCCGUGCCCGUUGCCUUGUCCUUGAACACCGCAGGCCAGCAGUCUUUCGGGGCAACGAGUCCGGGAUUAGCUACCCCUGGCAGUUCUGGGACUGAGCGUGCAGCCGUUCAACGGGUAUCACGCCCCUCAACCUCGGUAGCCUCGUCUACUUACACAAAAUCACGCCGGUCCGACAGUUUUGGCAGCCAUCGGGAGAAGCGUCCAGUCACGGCCGGAUCAACGACGUCGCAGGUUUCGAGCAAGCUCAAGGGCCUUAUUAGCCGCCAAACCGACUCCGCUACUUUCCUUGUUCGCAGCUCUUCAGAAACCAGUAGGGCAUCCGCUGUCACCCAUGACUCAGUAUAUGAUGAUAAAUCGGGAUUGGAUGAAUUAAUCCAGAGCGAGGAGACGAUCCAUUAUACCCUGACACCCAAGAACAUGAGGGAUAUAGAGCCUCAGCGAUCACCAACCGCGGAUUUGGCCGAUUUUCUUAAGAAUACUGGCCCUCCUGGAAGCGAAACACCUAGGCCAAGGACAUCCAAAUCAUCCUCUAGGGAAGCGACCGACUUUCCAAGGGUAUCGAAGUCUAUGUCGUCCGAGAGGGCGAAACAUAUACCCAUUCAGAUACCUAGCGUAGCUCCCGAGCAGAGAGACAUGAAGUCCCCCCGCAGCGGCGCUCCACGUCUGGAAGCCCGUUCAGCUGUGGCACCACGAGGGCAUGAGACAGCCGAGUUAAUUGAAUUUCUUCGGGAAGGACCGUCGAAUACUGGAGCUCACCAGGUGCCACGCACAGUUGCCUCGUCCAUGGACAUGGACGAAUUGAGACAAGACGCUCCUUCUGUUGCUAGCACACAAGGAGGCUCAGUGGCUACUCGGUCUUUUACUUCCGUCGGUUCUCGUACGGCCCUUCUCGAAUCCGCCAACCGUUCAACUGCACAAGGCCGCUCAGUCAAUGCGGCCAAUCUGGCCAGCAGUAGGGACUCUACCGACCCUCAACCAGCACGGAAGCAGCGUCGGGUGCGGGAUCCUUAUGCCAUUGAUGACUCGGACGACGACGAAUAUCUUGAAGAGCUUCUAGAACCCUCGAAGCCUAAACGGGAGGAAGAAAGCCUGAUAGAUUUCCUGCGUAAUGUUCCUCCGCCAGAGGCUGAACCCCAGCCUCUGGCCUUGAAUAUGCCUACAUCGAAAAGUACUUCCACAGGACUUGGAAGUGCCUCAGCCAUGAAGGCACGGCUUCUCCGAAAUACUUCCUUUGACAAAUCCCUUUCCGGGAAAACCUCGAAAUCAUCGCUGCGUCAACAGCAGGAAGGUUACUUGACGGGACAGUCGAAUUAUACUGUCAAGGUUGGCAUGGAGCGCAACGGAGGAGCAAUUCAUGCUGGGUACGGGUUGUCCACCGUGCCUGAGAAGCAGACCGAAACCAGUGCAUUAGCCAGCUUUCUCAGAAGCACCGGUCCGCCGGAGCCUCCUGCUGGUCGGCGACCCUCCUUGUCUGGCAGCAGAGGCAAAGAUCCGAGUGGCUUCUCCCGUCUCUUUGUUCGUCGCAAGAAAGUUGAGGUUUGA
Aspergillus novofumigatus IBT 16806 is the source of this 3459-nucleotide messenger RNA. RefSeq lists its product as uncharacterized. The coding region runs from base 1 to 3459 and encodes 1152 amino acids. The transcript is spliced from 4 exons. Lineage: Eukaryota; Fungi; Ascomycota; Eurotiomycetes; Eurotiales; Aspergillaceae. The record is from RefSeq and is a predicted model, not a curated record.